Messenger RNA from Lymnaea stagnalis (great pond snail), 33092 nucleotides. Lineage: Eukaryota; Metazoa; Mollusca; Gastropoda; Lymnaeidae. The record is from the annotation of a GenBank genome assembly.
ACACCGACGUACGCUGUUGCUGGAGGACGAUGUUGCCGGUACGCCAGCAACCGUGUGCGUAGUUUCACUUCCGUGAUUCCUAGCUUUGUGGGGAAAUCCGUUUGAAUUGCACACCACUUGCCAAAGCGUGUGUUAAGGUGAGCAGACAUUGAUUUCUGGACGGUUGGCUUUUCUUUCUUCCGGUGAUCUUGUUGUAAAGGAUCCGGUGAUAAUGUUUGAUCAGCUUUGAAUUGAUGUACCACUGCUGAUUGGGUAGGCCUCUUCUCCACACGCCUUAGCCUUAACAACAAAAAUCAUUACUGUAAUAAUGAACAUCAAGUAUUGCUGACUGUGUCAACAACAAUUUCGGUUGCAGACCCUAUUGAAGUAUAUAUGUGUAAUGUAACAGAGCUGCUCUACGAUCUAAUUGCCUAUGGAGUAGUUGGCUAUAUAACGUUUUGUUUUCAACUAAUUUUUUUUUUUUUUUUUUUGCUUUUGGUAGUUGUUUAAUUUCGUUGAGGCAGUCAUUUAAAAAAAAAAAAAAGGAUUAAAAUAUAAAAGUAUUAAUAUGCAAUAUUUUUUUUUCAAUUAAUUUUUUUUUUUUUUGUUGCUCUUGGUAGUUGUUCAACUUCGUUGAGGCAGUCAUUUAAAAAAAAAAAAAAAGGUUUUAAAUAUAACAGUCUUAAUAUGCAAUGGCUGGUUAGCUUAGUUAGCUAUGAUGAUAAAGCCAAUGUUGAACAUUCUAUCCCCAGCCUGGCCUAUUGGGAAUUGCAACUAUUAAAACCAAUACACACAGUAUAGUCUCUAGACACUAGAGUCAUGGGCAUUUGACUGAGUGAGAAAAGCCCAACAAACCACGCGGUGAUAUCAAACAAGUAUCAAAUCAUUGGAUACGAAAAUAAAAGGACUAUUUGUGCCAUUUCACUUACCUUUUGCACUGUAUUUCAUGUUUACUGAAGAGUGCUUGAGUAAUGGGCAUAGACCCUAAGCUAGGGGGUGCAAUAUUGAAAAAAAAAAAAUCUAUGUUUCUAGGCAGGCAAGUACACGUGCCCUCUUAAAGAUAACAGCUCUAGUUUUGAUUCGAUGCUUGUACACAAUUGUGGAGUCGUGCCAAAUCGUAUCAGAUAUUUGUUGUUUUUUAAAAACAAACAAAUGUAUGGAACCAUGGCGCUCCCUGCCUCACGAAAUAACAGAAAGUAGUUCGUCUUGAAUUGCGCGUGACCGAAUAUUAAUGCUCUAGGUGCCUAUCUCAAUCUAAACAUAACAAUAACACAGGGACGACCUUUUUGUUGGCGUGACUGAAUAUUAAUGCUCUAGGUGCCUAUCUCAAUCUAAACAUAACAAUAACACAGGGACGACCUUUUUGUUGGCGUGACUGAAUAUUAAUGCUCUAGGUGCCUAUCUCAAUCUAAACAUAACAAUAACACAGGGACGACCUUUUUGUUGUAUAACAGCGUCAGAAAAGCUACUUUAUCGGGAGUCGAAUAAUACUAACUAAGACGUCAAGAACAAUGACAGCAUAUGGGGUAAGUUGACUUGUUGACGUUUAUAAUUUUAAGUCAUUGUGAAAUGUGUGAAGCAAGCCAAACUAUUCAUUUGACAACACCAAGUUGUUUCUUUAUAACUACAUCAGUAUUUUCACUAAUUACAAUGUAUAAGCUUGGAGGGAGAUAUGUGGUUAAACGGAAAGGGGGGGGGGAGGGGGGUUGGAGAUUAGGGGAGUACUGUGGGGCUAACGGGUCUGGGCUCAGUACCGUGAUUGCCCCGGGCGCUCUCAAUCCAGACUAUGCCACUGACUAAAGACGCCAGGCGCAUUUGAAGCAUAUUAAUUACUGCCCUUGAAAUUGAUUAGUAUUGUCUGCAGACACCACUUUUAUAAUCGUCUUUCUUUGUCCCUUUAUCUCAUGAGUUUCUUUGACAUUGUAUUUGUCUGUCCUAAUUUAGUGAACACGUGUCUGAUACGACUUUUAUAGUCGUCUCUAUUGGUCCCUUUAUCUCAUGAGUCUCACUGACAUUGUAUUUGUCUGUCCUAAUUUAGUGAACACGUGUCUGAUACGACUUUUAUAGUCGUCUCUAUUGGUCCCUUUAUCUCAUGGGUUUCUUUGACCUCAUGGGUUUCUUUGACAUUGUAUUUGCCUUCAUUUAUUGAACACGUGCUUGCGAGUCCAACUUGCCCGGAUCACGUGGUCAAUGUACGCGAAAGAAGAACUGGACUGGGAGCUGCUCACGAAAAACUAAACAGGAGAAAAAGAGCUGUUCCUUUUGUGAGCUGGAAAUGAGUUGAAGAGCUCCAAUCAAUAUAUUGGGAAAGCUGAAAACUAUUUCAAGUCACCAGGUCGAUGGUGAGGCCGACCCCCACUAUAGAACGGUAAUCGUUGGCAACACGCAAUAGGCUUUUGAUGACGUUAGACAUGACCCUAGAGACGUCCUUCAUUUAGUCCAGCGUUUCCACAAACGUUUUAUUCUUUGCCCUCUUAUUUUUAUACUUCUCAUUCGCGACCCACUAAAUGAGUACCGUAACGCGACCCACUAAAUGAGUACCGUAACGCGACCCACUAAAUGAGUACCGUAACGCGACCCACUAAAUGAGUACCGUAAAAAAAUAUGUGAAUAUUUACACAAUUUAUGUAUUUACCGGUACUCUAUAACAAACAUACUCUCUUCAAAAUAUGUUUAGAAAUCAAACAGAGACCUGGUGAAUAAUUUAUUUAUGACUAAUGAGAACUGUGAUACUGACUUUUUGUCCACUAGAAACUUGAGAUUUUAAGAAAAAGUUGAUCAUUUUAUGCUCAGCUCCUCCGGGUUAUGAACUUUGCCCCUAACUUGACCUGACCCGUCUGCCCCAAUUGGUCUGGGCAUUAUAUGUAUAGGCCUUCACAUCCCCACGCGUGGCUGGAUAAACAUUUGACAGUACAACAACUCAACCUCCGAUCGCAUUGACCGUCUUGCCGUGCAUGACUGAACAUUAAACAGAAAUAGAACAAACCGGCCACGGGGGUGUGCAGAUGUUACUCCACAGAGGGAUCAGAUGUCCGUCCCCAUCUUCCUGUGACGUCAUGGGAUGGAUAUGUCCCAAGGCAACCACUCAAAUAUACCGCCUCUUAGUGUUACCCACCAAUUUCACCACCAGUACACCACCAAAGGUCAUAUUGUACCACGGCUUAUUGAGUGAGCCUCCACACCACCAGUACACCUCCAAAGGUGAUAUUGUACCACGGCUUAUUGAGCGAGCCUCCACACCACCAGUACACCAUCCAAAGGUGAUAUUGUUCCACGGUUUAUUUAGCGAGCCUCCACACCACCAGUACACCACCAAAGGUGAUAUUGUACCACGGCUUAUUGAGCGAGCCUCCACGAGGCCCCGUCAGUACGCUUUGGUCCCCACUUGGUAUCGGGUCAUCUGUCCCUACAUGAUUGGGGAUCUUUUCCCUGUUAACAAGAUGAAGCGAAUGUCUGCUUGACACGUCCCUUUGGAAUGAUUGGAUUGCGAUACUAGGAGGCGGGACUCUGAAGCCGUGACGUUUUUCUCAGGAGUUUGAAGGAUAAAACAACUUGGAUCCACCGUAAAACGGAAACGAUUGACUUAUUGGUUAGUUCAACUGAGCCUGGUGAAAAUAAAAGUUGAAUUAUUUGUUUCUUGUUGAAUUCUGUUCCUCUAUCUAAAUCCAUAACACAUAAUUAUUUAUGGUAAAGAUCAAGAACCGGUAGCUGAAUAAAUAUCAUUCUCAUUAAACUAGUCAAGGGAUGACGUCUCCAAAUUUUUUUUUUUUUUUGUUCUCUGAUAUUUGACGUUUGAACCCCAGCGGUAAUUCGAUUAAUCAUUUGCUAACCCCGUCACACAAACGCGUUACCAUAUUUGAUCAAUUGCCCUGCGCUCACUAUGGGGUAUACUUCUUUGCAUUAUGGCAUUGUAAUUGUAGAUAACCAAAACCCAUUUCUCUCUCUCUCUCUCUCUCACUCAUUAUGCAAAGCAGGCCCUUGUGAUAUCCCCCCCCCCUCCGUCUCAUAUCUCUCUCUCCCCCUCUCUCCCACACAGUAUGUAUAGCAGGGCUGUAGAAUGGGACUCUAUAUUGCAGCAGACGUAUAAAUAUUUUCUUAUGUGAAACAAAACGACGCUAUUGUCCGAUAUAAUCUGUAUUUCGGACUGUUUUAGCGUUCCACAGACCUCUGUCCUACUGCAUCAACAACGGUCUUUAAAACCACUCUCUUUGGCUGCUACACGGGUCUGAGGAACUCAACAUUCCCUUGUUUCAUGCAUUCUGCGCCCCCCCCCCCCCCCCCCCCCCCCCUCCCCACUUACUUCUGUUCUGUGUAUCUAGCACAGCUCUUUCAUGCUUCUGCUGGACGUCUCUACACCAGAUCUCUUUUGUUGACUGUUACAGUUACAUACAUCUGUCCACUGCACUGCCCACCACCAAGGUUUUGAUCUGUCCACCCAAGAACGCUGAACGGAGACCACGAGAGGGGGGGCGGGGCUCUGGCCAUUGAUCAAGACUGCUCCACGUCUUAAAAUGAGUGCAUCCACUCAUUCCCUGUGCACCACGCAUGAGAGCAGCGGGGCGUGCUGCUGUAACAAGAUUUCACCCCAUAGGUUACGCACCGGUUUGUCACAUUGACCCACACAUCAACCUGCUGCUGUAACAAGCAUUCACCCCAUCGGUUACGCACCGGUUUGUAACAUUGAUCCACACAUCAACCUGCUGCUGUAACAAGCCUUUACAUCGUCUACUAUCUGUUUCAUUAACGUAUGCUGUCACGGAUGCGUCCCAUCCAUGUCACGAAUAUUAGACAUAUUUCCGCACCCCCCCCAUCUAUGUCACUAAUAUAUGACUUAUUUUCGCACCCCCAUCUAUGUCACUAAUACCCGGUACGUGACAUAUUUCUGCACUCACAUCUGAGUCACUAUUAUGGGAUAUAUUUCUGCACCCCCCCCCCAUCGAUAUCUACACUAUUGCACCACGUGACGGGUCGGCCCAGCUCGCCCCCUUAUCCCAGUUCCCGUGACCGUGAUUAGUGACACGAGCUGGCGUGUUUUGAAAGCGUCUUAUCGCCCCUUUGAUACGAUUGCUUUCCCCAUUUAGCUGUGGAAGAAACGGCCAGGACAGCGGCCAUGAAUAAGUUAUCCCACAGAGUCCAAUGGAGGAGGGCUUGUGCCGAGAAGUCAUUUAGGUUGCUUCUAUUAUGCAUUAUUUGGUACAUCGGUCUCCGCUGUCCAAGUCAGUUAUUCAGGAUAUAAUCUGUUUCAACUUUUGAUUGGUUUAAAUACGGCAUCGCCAUAUUCCAAGCACUUCAUGAAUCAUAUUGAGCAACUGAUUGCAGUGGCUGACGGUGCAAGCUGUAUAAAGAAUCAUAUUGAGCAACUGAUUGCAGUGGCUGACGGUGCAAGCUGUAUAAAGAAUCAUAUUGAGCAACUGAUUGCAGUGGCUGACGGUGCAAGCUGUAUAAAGAAUCAUAUUGAGCAACUGAUUGCAGUGGCUGACGGUGCAAGCUGUAUAAAGAAUCAUAUUGAGCAACUGAUUGCAGUGGCUGACGGUGCAAGCUGUAUAAAGAAUCAUAUUGAGCAACUGAUUGCAGUGGCUGACGGUGCAAGCUGUAUAAAGAAUCAUAUUGAGCAACUGAUUGCAGUGGCUGACGGUGCAAGCUGUAUAAAGAAUCAUAUUGAGCAACUGAUUGCAGUGGCUGACGGUGCAAACUGUAUAAAGAAUCAUAUUGAGCAACUGAUUGCAGUGGCUAACGGUGCAAACUGUAUAAAGAAUCAUAUUGAGCAACUGAUUGCAGUGGCUGACGGUGCAAACUGUAUAAAGAAUCAUAUUGAGCAACUGAUUGCAGUGGCUGACGGUGCAAACUGUAUAAAUAUAAAGCUAUUCCUAAUCAUCCAUGGGAUUUCUCAGCUCAUCAUCUGAUUUUUUGACAUGCUAUCAAUCAUCAGAGUUUAUGACAUCAUGAUCAGAGCGCUUUGUAGACACAGGGCGCUCUACAAGUCAUCAAUCGUCAUCAUCAAAUCAGCAUUUAUUGUUAUUAGCAAGGUCACAUCACGUAGUGGCCAAGGGUUAAAGCUUUUUGGGUUUUGUUGUUUGACUUGAUGUAUUCGUGUAGCAUUAGAAUUAGAGUCGUCAUCUAUUGGCUGGAGUCGUAAUCAGACCCGUUGAAUGUUGCCCCGUCUGUCGUGUCUGCUGUUUUCUCAGACUUGUUGAACGAAUGUUGCCCCGUCUGUCGUGUCUGCUGUCUUCUCAGACUUCUUGAACGAAUGUUGCCCCGUCUGUCGUAUCUGCUGUCUUCUCAGACUUGUUGAACGAAUGUUGCCCCGUCUGUCGUGUCUGCUGUCUUCUCAGACUUGUUGAACGAAUGUUGCCCCGUUUGUCGUGUCUGCUGUCUUCUCAGACUUGUUGAACGAAUGUUGCCCGUUUGUCGUGUCUGCUGUCUUCUCAGACUUGUUGAACGAAUGUUGAACCGCCUAUCGAGUCUGCUGUCUUCUAAGAUUUGUUGAACGAAUGUUGCCCCGUUUGUCGUGUCUGCUGUCCACUCAGAAUUGUUGAACGAAUGUUGCCCCGUAUGUCGUGUCUGCUGUCUUCUCAGAUUUGUUGAACGAAUGUUGCCCCGUCUGUCGUGUCUGCUGUCUUCUCAGACUUGUUGAACGAAUGUUGCCCCGUUUGUCGUGUCUGCUGUCUUCUCAGACUUGUUGAACGAAUGUUGAACCGCCUAUCGAGUCUGCUGUCCACUCAGACUUGUUGAACGAAUGUUGCCCCGUUUGUCGUGUCUGCUGUCUUCUCCGACUUGUUGAACGAAUUUUGCCCCGUCUGUCGUGUCUGCUGUCUUCUCAGACUUGUUGAACGAAUGUUGCCCCGUCUGUCGUGUCUGCUGUCUUCUCAGACUUGUUGAACGAACGUUGCCCUGUCUGUCGUGUCUGCUGUCUUCUCAGACUUGUUGAACGAAUGUUGCUCCGUUUGUCGUGUCUGCUGUCUUCUCAGACUUGUUGAACGAAUGUUGCCCCGCGUAUCGAGUCUGCUGUCCACUCAGACUUGUUGAACGAAUGUUGCUCCGUCUGUCGUGUCUGCUGUCUUCUCAGACUUGUUGAACGAAUGUUGCCCCGUCUGUCGUGUCUGCUGUCUUCUCAGACUUGUUGAACGAAUGUUGCCCCGUCUGUCGUGUCUGCUGUCUUCUCAGACUUGUUGAACGAAUGUUGCCCCGUCUGUCGUGUCUGCUGUCUUCUCAGACUUGUUGAACGAAUGUUGCCCCGUCUGUCGUGUCUGCUGUCUUCUCAGAUUUGUUGAACGAACGUUGCCCCGUCUGUCGUGUCUGCUGUCUUCUCAGAUUUGUUGAACGAAUGUUGCCCCGUCUGUCGUGUCUGCUGUCUUCUCAGACUUGUUGAGCGAAUGUUGCCCCGUCUGUCGUGUCUGCUGUCUUCUCAGACUUGUUGAACGAAUGUUGCCCCGUCUGUCGUGUCUGCUGUCUUCUCAGACUUGUUGAACGAAUGUUGCCCCGUCUGUCGUGUCUGCUGUCUUCUCAGACUUGUUGAACGAAUGUUGCCCCGUCUGUCGUAUCUGCUGUCUUCUCAGACUUGUUGAACGAAUGUUGCCCCGUCUGUCGUAUCUGCUGUCUUCUCAGAUUUGAUGAACGAAUGUUGCCCCGCGUGUCGAGUCUGCUGUCCACUCAGACUUGUUGAACGAAUGUUGCCCCGUCUGUCGUGGCCCAGUUAAAUUCCCUCCCACCCAGGACUGACCCGCUGACCUAUCAGUCGACCACCAAGUGUACAUGUCUCAGCAGACCACUCAGCACUGCUAUCACGCGAUUAGCGUCAUUAAUAAGCCAUACACCCUGACACCCUUUCCAUUGAUGCCGCUCUGUAUUGGGACGUGCCGGUGCUGCCAACAGUAACAUGGGUCAGGUCUGUCCCACUCAGGAUAUGUUGGAUGUUGUUUGAGUGUCGUAAAGGAUAUUUCGAGACUCCUUCUGCUAGUGUAAGCUUUUUUUUUGGGGGGGGGGGGGGGGGGGGUGGUGGAUGGUGGGGGACCCAUACUGCCUUCUCUUUAUGCAAUCCCCAAGCAAUUGUUUAUAAUUAAUUAAAAAAAUAAUUCCAAGUGUUUUAAAUACAAUAAAUAAAUAAUUUCUUGUAGCCUACUAAACCCGAAGCCCGAUUUCGAGUUAUCUGGGUAGCAGACAGUACAGACAGACCCACAUCACAAAGGUGCCACAUCACCCACCCGCCACACCAACCAGAAAUAAUGCUAAACAAUCUAUCGGCCAUAGCCAGGCGACAUACAGCUUCCAAUAUAACAGAGAUACUCUACUCGCAAUGCAUCACUUUUUCCCCGUGCUUGAUGCCAGUGGCUUUGUGCCAUGCAUAAUGUUGUCAGGUACGGUAGUUUUAGUAUUUACUUGUUUACUAUGAGCUUUAAGCGAAGUGGAGGUGUCGAGUCGAGCAACGAGUCGAGCAACGAGUCGAGCAACGUUGACUGAAGUCGUAAAACAUUCUCCUCGUUUUGAUUUAACGCGUAUUUUUAUCCUGUAACAAAGUCCACCCAGUGCUUAGCAACACCGACACCCAUGGUACAAGCUGGGCGACACCGACUGACACCCCUGGUACUAGCUGGGCGACACUGACCGACACCCCUGUCGCUAGCUGGGUGACACUGACCGACACCCAUGGUACAAGCUGGGCGACACCGACCGACACCCCUGGUACUAGCUGGGUGACACUGACUGACACCCCUGGUACUAGCUGGGUGACACUGACCGACACCCCUGGCACUAGCUGGGUGACACUGACAGACACCCCUGGUGCUAGCUGGGUGACACUGACAGACACCCCUGGUACUAGCUGGGUGACAAUGACAGACACCUCUGGUACUAGCUGUGUGACACUGACAGACACCCCUGGUACUAGCUGGGUGACACUGCAUCAUUUUAUACAUUCAACAUUUUCGUUUUUAUUUUCUGCUCUAUAACCAUAAGAUUAUUCACUCUGGUGAUAUUCAUUGACCAUACAAUACUCGGUGGAUGAUAAUUUAAGGGUGGCAUUGGUUAUGGAAAGAACUAUUUGAUAUGACACAAGUUGAGAACUGCAGUGACAGAAAUAAUUAUUUGAUAUGACACAAGUUGACAACUGCCGUGAUAGAAAGAACUAUUUGAUAUGACACAAGUUGACAACUGCAGUGACAUAAUUAACUAUUUGAUAUGAUUUGAGUUGAGAGCUGCAGUGACAGAAAGAACCAUUUGCCAUGACACAUGUCAAGGGCUGCUGAUGUAGUGAUGAAAUAUUCUGAAAACAACCCUGCUUGCAAUCCAUCCACUACAGCUUAGCACCUGUUAUGCCCAGAUCCAUUUAAUUCACUUUACUUGUACUUUUAUCUUCCGGUCUCUAAUAAUCAUCCUCUGAACUUUCGUUUGUGGCCUCCACCGCUGCCACUGGCUCAUAAUUUCCGGCCCCCAAAAACACCACACAAAAAAAAACCCAACAAAAAAAAACAAACCUACUCCCGUGAUAUAGUCGUUAAGGCUUAAGGGCAAUUGCUGUGGCGGUCACGAUAUAAUUAUAUCUUAGCUAAAAAUAGAAUGUUCUGAUCAUAGAUUUGUGGCAUAACGCAGCACAGCUUCGCUGACACGUUUAGAUCAGUCAGCACCCUCAACUUGGGUCUGCUCUUUCCUUAUGCUGAAUAAUAAACAUUGAUUGAAAUCAUGUUUUCUCUAAAACUAAAAAAAAACAACAAACCACAAAUAACAACAAACAAUGACUGUGUCAUUAAGAACUGUUGCCUUAAACAACAACCAGAGAGAAAUGUAAUACAUUGGGUUCUCUUGGGAAAUCAAUAAACGUAGUGGACAAGCUCUGGUCUCCAUUACAAAUAUCAGGAAUUCAGUUCAAUAACACCCUGAUACACUGUGAAGUGAUAUGACAUUACAUGUAACAGGAAUUCAGUUCAAUAACACACUGAUACACUAUGAAGUGAUAUGACAUUACAUAUAACAGGAAUUCAGUUCAAUAACACCCUAAUACACUAUGAAGUGAUAUGACAUUACAUGUAACAGGAAUGCAGUUCAAUAGCACUAUGAAGUGAUAUGACAUUACACGUAACAGGAAUUCAGUUCAACAAUGCAACUAUGCACUAAGGAUUUGUAAAAAGUGCAUAGAAUCAGAGGACUGGGUUUCUGAAUCAUUUGACUGGUCAUUCAAUUAUAAUUUGAAUUCGCAUGAGAAGCAAAAUAGGAAAAAAUAGUCAAAUAACAGUUUGAUCAUGAGAGCUAACUAGUAAAAUAAGUUAAUAAAAAAAUUGUUUCUCAAUCCAAAAUAAAAAAACCAAAAUGGUCUCACGUUUUUCUUUAUUAGUAUUCCCACAAUUUUAUUAAAACCACCAUUCUUUACACUAUACACCAAGGAAUCAACAAAAAAAAUAAAAAACUGAAUUAUUUUUCUUAUUUUUUCAUCAAAAGCAGAAUCUAAUUCUGUGGGAUUUUCGGGUAGCCAAUGUUAUAAAGAGAUUUCUUUUGUCGUUCUCCUGGUACCUUGCUGGAUUAAGCACAUUUGGAGAGGCUUCUCUCAAUCAAUAAGAAACCAAACACAGCCCAGCUAUCAUGUGUGCUCACUGAAUCCUGCUCUGUCCAUAGCUCUUUUCUCAUCUCAUUUUUCAUUAAUUCCCCCCUCGCUCCAUAUGGGGAGGUGUUGAUUUGUUCAACUGUUCUCUAUUUGUCUAGAUGGCUGGACACAAGCCAGAUGUGCCAUCCAGUUGACAGUAUGAGAACUGUGGUCAGCAUUCCAGCAGCUCAACUCCAGCCUCCACCCAAAUCAUCCCCCCCCCCCUUUUCAGCUGCAGUAGCCAUGACAACGGAGAGCGGGUAGAAUGAAGAUCAGGGUCCAUAACAUCUCUGACAGAGAAUGUGUGAUCUACCCUUUGCCUCUGCUUGUGGGAGACAUAGAGGGGAGUGCUCUGGAUGGUGUUCUCAUGGUGUCCACCUCAGGCGAUCCAGAUGGUGUCAUUGAGUGGCCUGUGGUAGAAGGAUGUUUCAAGGUGAGCUCCAAGCAGAUGGUUGUCCCAAUCUAAUAUCAUUUCCCCUAAAAAUAAUGAAAGAAAGUGUCCUUGCUCAGAUUUAUUUUAUUUGUAUUUCUUCAAAGUUAGUGCAGUCUUUUCAAAACUCAAUUUUCAAAUCAUAUCGUAAAAAAAAAAAUCUUAGUGCCCUCUUAUCUCAAAGCAAUUCUCUAUGCUCUCAUUUCAUAAAAAAAAUGUUAGUCAUUUAUUAAGAUGAAACUUUGUGCAUCCCCUUUAAAUUGAUCUGUGCCCAGUUUGGAAAUGACUGAUGUAGUUCGUAUCAGAAGUCAAAAUAAACAUGGUCAUAACAAUUUUUCACCCGUCAUACAAAAAACGCAUGCCUUUUAUUUUAUUACAAGUGAACUUUCAGUUUAGAGAGAAAUAUUGCAAUGAGUAAUAUAGAGAUGACCUAAUUUACCUUAUACAAUGGUGCUUUACCAAAUGCCAAUGCUGGUAAUGCCUUGUUGACUUAAUUAAUGGCAGCUGUGCAAGAAAUUUGAAUCAACAACAAGAAGGAUUAAUUAAUCUAUUUUUGUUCACAAAAAAUAAAAAAAUUGGAAAGAAUAAAAGGAUUGGGUCAAUUUUUCUGGAAAUCUCUAUAAUGGACCACUGUUCUAGGCAUAUUAAUGUUCGAUGAGUUGCCAGUGAUUGUCAUUUGUUUGUGGGUUUUACUUUCUGCAGGUAUUGGCCCGGUUACAACCUGGCGAUAACAUCAUCAAUCUGAGAUGUGGCCAAGAGUCCUUGACAUUGAGACUGACCUACGACGUACCGGGUUUCACUCACAUAGUGAGACCUGUGUAUAUUGUGUGUGCAGAUGAUGAUGGACAUUUCCAAGUAAAUUUAUUUUCAUUGUUCUUUUUGCCAUGGCAAUUUGAUGUGCUAUAUUAGGUAGUCUCAUUUUGGAUUUUACAUAAUGACCCAUUUUACAUUUUUUUUACCAAUAUGUUCAAAACUCUAUACACUGUACGCAUUGUCAAAAUAUCUUUCAUUGUUAAAAUAUCGUUCAUUGUCAACAUAUCUUUCAAUGUUGAAAUAUCUUUCAUUGGCAAAAUAUCUUUCAUUGGCAAAAUAUCUUUCAUUGCCAACAUAUAUUUCAUUGUCAGCCUAUCUUUCAUUGUCACCACAUCUUUCAUUGUCAAAACAUCUUUUAUUGGCAACAUAUAUUUCAGUGUUAUUAUUGGCAUAAUUUGUCUGUGCCAUCAUCUCUAUGUUCCUAUUAGUAUUUCAUGCCUAUUCCAACUAGGGCCCAGAUGAUAUAUCCUGCUCAGCUGAAUCAGCUGCAAGACGAAUAGCCCUGGGGGCCCUGGUCAUCCAGACACUGACAGCAGAGAAGAUGAGGGAGCACGGCUUUGGACGGAUCACAUUCCAAGUUGAGAUGGACUCUGACCAUCAACCGGUUUGUCACAUCUUCUACAGCAAGCUCAAACUGGAGGAAGCCUAUGCUAUGACUGGGUAAUGUACUGUGUGGGGGUGGAUAUGUGAUGAUUGGAUAAUUUACUGUGUGGGGCUGGGUAUGCAAUGACCGGGUAAUUUACUGUGUGGGGUGGGUAUGCUAUGUCUGUAUAAUUUACUCACUUUCUGUGUGGGUGUGGGUAUGCUAUAACUGGGAUUUUACUGUGUUGUCAUGGGUAUUUAUGAUUGGACAAUUUAUUGUGUGAAGAUGGGUAUUAUGACAGGACAAUUUAAUGUAUGAGGAUGGGUGGGCUAUUAGUGAGUAAUCUACUUAUUUCUGUGGAGAUGCAACAUUUGCAGAUGGAUGCAUCAGAUCAAAUACAUCACUGUUAACGUAUAGUAGGGGGGUGCAGCUGAUAUUCUGAUUGUAGUGUGUACAGUUAAUGUCCAUGAAACGAUUCCCUUGAUUACUAGAUUAGAUACAUAUACUUUAUAGAAAGCAAUAUUCCACUAUAACAAACGGGACUAGAUACAUAAUUUAAAAAAAAAAUGUCCCACUAUCACAACUUGUCUAGAUACAUAUAUAAUUUAUUGAAAGUAAUACCAAUAAUACAUUGGUACCAAAGAUACAUAUCAUUUAUUUGAAAGCAAUAAUCUUAUUUAUUGAAAGUCUAUUGAAAGCAAGUGCUGGAAAGGUAGAUUCUGCUUACACGCCUUAUGUUACUAAGGACCUUUGAUUUAUUAUAUGAAUUAGGAAAAUAAGCUUUAUUAGAAUUUCUUUUGAGCAUCUUGCUAAAGUUAUCUUUCCAGUACAUAUAAUUGUAAUAUAUAUAUAUAUAUAUAUUUUGAAUUAUCAAAUUAAAUCUUUGAAAAUAUUUUAUUGCAUAAGUUUUGCAAAAAAGGUAUUUUGUAUCUUGUUAAUUUUAUAAAAUAAAUGUUAAAAUAUCUGUAAGUUAAAAAUUUUUUAGCAUAGAUUUGAAAUAUAUUUGUAACAAAAUAUAUUUGCAAAAUUUGAAAAAUUUCCAUCCUUCAUACAGUUAUCCAAAAAUAUCCAAAGAAAACUUUAAAAUAUGAUUUGAUUGGUGUAGAAGGUGAAUAAAUCUUGUUUUAGUUUAUACAAUCCUUUAUUUGUUCUCCAAUCUUUUCUUCUGCAGAUACCAGCUGUGGAGUUAUUUUGGCAAGGAACUGAUGACCUCACCACUCUUCUCCCACAAAUCUCGCUCAAAGUUUUACUGUUUCAUGUCCUUCACCAGAUACCACUUACCUAAAGACACUGAUCUCCCCAAGACUCACAGUGACAUACUCAAACAUACCAAGGGUCACACAGCUCUAGGUGAGAUAUUAAUAAAAUUUAAGGGCAGAUAUAGCUUACCUAAAGACACUGAUUUCCAUAAUACUCACACAGUGGUGUGGCUAGGGUUAGUGCUGUCCCUCUUCUACAACAAAUCUCAGCUAUUAGCCAAACAUGCCGACCUUUCAUAUAAAGAAAAAGCACUAGGUGAGCAUGAGAUAUUAAUAAAAUGUUAGGACACAGCACUUGGUGAGAUAUUAAUAAAAUGUUAGGACACAGCACUUGGUGAGAUAUUAAUAAAAUGUUAGGACACAGCACUUGGUGAGAUAUUAAUAAAAUGUUAGGACACAGCACUUGGUGAGAUAUUAAUAAAAUGUUAGGACACAGCACUUGGUGAGAUAUUAAUAAAAUGUUAGGACACAGCACUUGGUGAGAUAUUAAUAAAAUGUUAGGACACAGCACUUGGUGAGAUAUUAAUAAAAUGUUAGGACACAGCACUUGGUGAGAUAUUAAUAAAAUGUUAGGACACAGCACUUGGUGAGAUAUUAAUAAAAUGUUAGGACACAGCACUUGGUGAGAUAUUAAUAAUGUUAUGACACACAAUACUGGGUGAUGUAUAAAUAAUGUUGGGACACAUAAUACUGGGUGAUAUAUAAAUAAUGUUAGGACAAACAGCACUUGGUGAGAUAUAAUUAAUGUUAGGACACACAAAACUGGGUGAGAUAUAAAUAAUGUUAGAAUCCACAAUUCUGGGUGAGAUAUAAAUAACAUUAGAACACACAAUACUGGGUGAGAUAUAAAUAACAUUAGAACACACAAUACUGGGUGAGAUAUAAAUAACAUUAGAACACACAAUACCGGGUGAGAUAUAAAUAACAUUAGGACACACAGCACUUGGUGAUAUAUAAAUAACAUUAGGACAAACAGCACAAGGUGAGAUAUUAAUAAUGUUAAGACACAUGGCUCUAGGGGAGAUAUUAAUGAAGUGUUACAGUGGUGGUUCUCAAAGUGAGACGUACCGCCCCCUGGGUAGCGUUGUAUCAAGAAUAUAUUUUUUAGUAAAAUUAUAUAUUAUUUUAAAUAAAGGUGACAUACUUCUUGAAAGCCGAAAUCAAUACGUCUGCUGUGGGUGGAAUAAAAAAGCACAUAGCUGAAAUGUAGCUAAGCGUUAUUUUUAGUCUGUUUUUGUUGUUUGUCCGCUGAUGAAGGCUUCUUGCUGAGACACUUGUUGUUUUGUUGGGUUCCCCUGUUCAGGUUUCACUCCUUUAUUUGUUUGUGUUAGAGCACACAGCACUGGGUGAGAUAUUACAGAAAUGUUAGGAAACUCACUACAAGGUAGGAUAUUAAUGAAAGCUUAGAGCAUAUAACACUGGGUGAGAUAUUACAGAAAUGUUAGGAAACUCACUACAAGGUAGGAUAUUAAUGAAAGCUUAGAGCAUAUAACACUGGGUGAGAUAUUACAGAAAUGUUAGGAAACUCACUACAAGGUAGGAUAUUAAUGAAAGCUUAGAGCAUAUAACACUGGGUGAGAUAUUACAGAAAUGUUAGGAAACUCACUACAAGGUAGGAUAUUAAUGAAAGCUUAGAGCAUAUAACACUGGGUGAGAUAUUACAGAAAUGUUAGGAAACUCACUACAAGGUAGGAUAUUAAUGAAAGCUUAGAGCAUAUAACACUGGGUGAGAUAUUACAGAAAUGUUAGGAAACUCACUACAAGGUAGGAUAUUAAUGAAAGCUUAGAGCACACAACACUGGGUGAGAUAUUACAGAAAUGUUAGGAAACUCACUACAAGGUAGGAUAUUAAUGAAAGCUUAGAGCACACAGCACUGGGUGAGAUAUUACAGAAAUGUUAGGAAACUCACUACAAGGUAGGAUAUUAAUGAAAGCUUAGAGCACACAACACUGGGUGAGAUAUUACAGAAAUGUUAGGAAACUCACUACAAGGUAGGAUAUUAAUGAAAGCUUAGAGCACACAGCACUGGGUGAGAUAUUACAGAAAUGUUAGGAAACUCACUACAAGGUAGGAUAUUAAUGAAAGCUUAGAGCACACAACACUGGGUGAGAUAUUACAGAAAUGUUAGGAAACUCACUACAAGGUAGGAUAUUAAUGAAAGCUUAGAGCACACAGCACUGGGUGAGAUAUUACAGAAAUGUUAGGAAACUCACUACAAGGUAGGAUAUUAAUGAAAGCUUAGAGCACACAGCACUAGGUGUGAUAUUAAUUAAUUCUAAUUAGAAUCUAUACAAUUUUAGAUAUAACUAACACUUAUCUAAAAUUGUAUGGAUGCCUAUAAGAAUUUAGGGGUACAGACACUCCCAAAAUUUGGUGAACAUCACUGACAGCAGACUUUUGCUUUAUUAUAAAAUAAAUCAUCGCAAAAUUACUUUAUUUUGGUGUCUAAUCAAAUAUGAAUACCAUUGUUUUAAUCAUUCCAAAACAAGCUGGUUUUAUUAUGUCAUAUAUUGCACAGGUGGAGGUGGCCUGGCCCUGUUUGGUACAGGUAACCUUCACACCUGGGCUGACAGUCUGGCCAAGUUUAACCACUGCCUGACCAAUAGAAAGAGAAUGGACAGAAGAAAGUUCAUGGAUGACAGUGCCUACAGGUGAGCAAUGUCUGAUUUAAUCUGUGUCAUCCACUCCAGACCUAGGGCAGGGCUUCUCAACCAACAGGGGCAGGACUCUUAUCCCUAAGAGGUGCAUGAAUGGGUUUCAGGGGCAGGGUUUCUUAACCCCAAGGGUUCCAGGAAUGGGUUUCAGGGGCAGGGUUUCUUAACCCCAAGGGUUCCAUGAAUGGGUUUCAGGGGCAGGGUUUCUUAACCCCAAGGGUUGCAUGAAUGGGUUUCAGGGGCAGGGCUUCUUAACCCCAAGGGUUGCAUGAAUGGGUUUCAGGGGCAGGGUUUCUUAACCCCAAGGGUUGCAUGAAUGGGUUUCAGGGGCAGGGUUUCUUAACCCCAAGGGUUGCAUGAAUGGGUUUCAGGGGCAGGGUUUCUUAACCCCAAGGGUUCCAUGAAUGGGUUUCAGGGGCAGGGUUUCUUAACCCCAAGGGUUCCAUGAAUGGGUUUCAGGUGCAGGGUUUCUUAACCCCAAGGGUUCCAUGAAUGGGUUUCAGGGGCUCCACAACAGUCAAUUUCUACAAUUGUUUUAUUAGUAUUCACAAAAUCUUGAUUUUCGUUAUAUUUUUACUUUUGAUUACUGAACUUAAAAGUCAAAAUGAAGAGUUGCUUGGGAUGCUCGUGUACACAGUCAGAUCAUUUACCACAGUCAUCUUCUUCUAAAAUGGUUUUGAUAUCAACUCCAAAUUGGACAAAUCUCUAUUUGCUGAUGACAUGUUUGCAAAUGUUAAUGUUGCUGUUAACAGUUCAACUGAUGACUUAUUGACAAAUGCCAAUGUUAACCAUGUCGUUCAGUCAUUUUCCUCACAAUGAAGAGAUGUCCUGGGGAAGAGUUUGCUUAAAUGUCAAGUAUUUUUGAAAGUCUGUCCACCCUGAUGUGGACGGUUGUGUCAAUAUACAUUGCCUUGUGCCUGCUAUUUGCCAAUGAGUGUGCCCUGUACUUUUGUUUAAAGUUGAACAAAUGAAGUCAGCUUAAACUUUAUGGCUUUUAAUGGGGUGGUGGUGGUUGGGGGAGGGGGGUCUUAAACCUUUUAAAUGCAGUGGCUACUUGAAACCUUUUGCCAAGUGAAGUUGACCCUCAACCAGUAUUUUGCCAAGAAAUUGAGAGACUGGUGCGAAACUAAUGGGGUGGGUAGUGACUGAUCAAUAUUUUAUAAUUAACACUUAAAAGAAUUUUAUACUCCCAGUAUUCCUAGUUGAAUCAUCAUUUCACAGGGUAAUUUUUUUUCCCUUACCUUUUUUUUUCUGGUAAUAUUUUGUUUAAUUUGCUAAAGAAUGUCAAGUUAACAAUAGAUUGACUCAAAACAAGGACACAAAUGAUAAAAAUCUCACUGGCAGCUUCAAGCAUAAUGAAAUGGCCAUCUAGUAGCCGUUUGUAAUGGCUUCUCUUAUAGAUUAUUACUGUGUUACUGGUUUGCACCAAGUUUGCUAGAUGUUGCAUCCAAUAACAUGAGAUUGAACAUCAAAUGAUCAUCUUGAUCAACUUGCCAUAUUUUACAGCGCCCAUUUUGGAAAGCCGCUGCUCUUAUGGGCACGGCGAGCCACGUUCUGGGAAACAACUGCACUAAUUUACUUAAGUAGACCUCUGAUUUUUGUUCAAUAUCUUAAAGUAUAUGUUAUUGAGGUGCCCCAAGUGUAUCCGAGAUCCACAUAAUAAACAAAUAUAUAGGGAGGGUUGCAUUUAAUAAGACAAAAAGCCCCAAAAGGAUUUCAUCCACAACAUCCACUGUUUUGUAUCUGAAACAUCCACUGUUUUGUAUCUGAAACAUCCACUGUUUUGUAUCUGAAACAUCCACUGUUUUGUUUCUGAAACAUCUACUGUUUUGUAUCUGAAACAUCCACUGUUUUGUAUCUGAAACAUCCACUGUUUUGUAUCUGAAACAUCCACUGAUUUGUAUCUGAAACAUCCACUGUUUUGUAACCUGUAGAGAGCUCAAGUAACCUGGUAGAGAUAUCAAGUAACCUGGUAGAGAUCUCAAGUAACCUGGUAGAGAUCUCAAGUAACCUGGUAGAGAUCUCAAGUAACCUGGUAGAGAUCUCAAGUAACCUGGUAGAGAUCUCAAGUAACCUGGUAGAGAUCUCAAGUAGCCUGGUAGAGAUCUCAAGUAACCUGGUAGAGAUCUCAAGUAACCUGGUAGAGAUCUCAAAUUGGCUAGUAGAGAUCUCAAGUAGCCUGGUAUAGAUCUCAAGUAACCUGGUAGAGAUAUCAAGUAACCUGGUAGAGAUCUCAAAUAACAUGGUAGAGAUCUCAAGUAACCUGGUAGAGAUCUCAAGUAGCCUGGUAGAGAUCUCAAGUAGCCUGGUAGAGAUCUCAAGUAACCUGGUAGAGAUCUCAAAUAGGCUGGUAGAAAUCUCAAGUAACCUGGUAGAGAUCUCAAGUAACCUGGUAGAGAUCUCAAGUAACCUGGUAGAGAUCUUAAGUAACCUGGUAGAGAUCUCAAAUUGGCUAGUAGAGAUCUCAAAUAGGCUGGUAGAGAUCUCAAGUAACCUGUUAGAGAUCUCAAGUAACAUGGUAGAGACCUCAAAUAGGCUGGUAGAGAUCUCAAGUAGCCUGGUAGAGAUCUCAAGUAACCUUGUAGAGAUAUCAAGUAACCUGUUAGAGAUCUCAAAUAGGCUGGUAGAAAUCUCAAGUAACCUGGUAGAGAUCUCAAGUAACCUGGUAGAGAUAUCAAGUAACCUGGUAGAGAUCUCAAGUAACCUGGUAGAGAUCUCAAAUUGGCUAGUAGAGAUCUCAAAUAGGCUGGUAGAGAUCUCAAGUAACCUGGUAGAGAUCUCAAGUCACUUGGUAGAGAUCUCAAGUAACCUGGUAGAGAUCUCAAGUAACCUUGUAGAGAUAUCAAGUAACCUGUUAGAGAUCUCAAGUAACAUGGUAGAGACCUCAAAUAGGCUGGUAGAGAUCUCAAGUAACCUGGUAGAGAUCUCAAGUAACCUGGUAGAGAUAUCAAGUAACCUGGUAGAGAUCUCAAAUUGGCUAGUAGAGAUCUCAAAUAGGCUGGUAGAGAUCUCAAAUAGGCUGGUAGAGAUCUCAAGUCACCUGGUAGAGAUCUCAAGUAACCUGGUAGAGAUCUCAAGUAACCUGGUAGAGAUCUCAAAUUGGCUAGUAGAGAUCUCAAAUAGGCUGGUAGAGAUCUCAAGUAACCUGGUAGAGAUCUCAAGUCACCUGGUAGAGAUCUCAAGUAACCUGGUAGAGAUCUCAAGUAACCUUGUAGAGAUAUCAAGUAACCUUGUAGAGAUAUCAAGUAACCUGUUAGAGAUCUCAAGUAACAUGGUAGAGAUCUCAAGUAACCUGGUAGAGAUAUCAAGUAACCUGGUAGAGAUAUCAAGUAACCUGGUAGAGAUCUCAAGUAGCUUGUCUCCACCAACCACCAUUUGAUACCCCUCCAUAUCACCAACCCUAGUCUCUAACAACCAACAUAAUAUAACCUCCAUCUCACCAAACCUAGUCUCCAACAACCACCAUUUUAUACCCUCCAUAUCACCAACUUAGUCUCCAAAAACCACCAUUAUAUCCCUCCAUCUCACCAAACCUAGUCUCCAAAAACCACCAUUAUAUCCCUCCAUCUCACCAACCCUAGUCUCCAAAAACCACCAUUAUAUCCCUCCAUCUCACCAACCCUAGUCUCCAAAAACCACCAUUAUAUCCCUCCAUCUCACCAACCCUAGUCUUCAACAACCACCAUUAUAUCCCUCCAUCUCACCAAACCUAGUCUUCAACAACCACCAUUAUAUCCCUCCAUCUCACCAACCCUAGUCUUCAACAACCACCAUUAUAUCCCUCCAUCUCACCAACCCUAGUCUUCAACAACCACCAUUAUAUCCCUCCAUCUCACCAACCCUAGUCUUCAACAACCACCAUUAUAUCCCUCCAUCUCACCAAACCUAGUCUUCAACAACCACCAUUAUAUCCCUCCAUCUCACCAAACCUAGUCUUCAACAACCACCAUUAUAUCCCUCCAUCUCACCAAAUUAGUCUCCAAGAACCACUAUUCGAAUUCGAUACCCUUUCAAAUCACCAACCCAAGUCUCCAACAACCACCAUUUUAUACCCCUCCAUGUCACCAACCCUAGUCUCCAACAACCACCAUUUUAUACCCCUUUAUCAUAACAAAUCAAGUCCUACCACCCAUUGUUAGACAUCUCUAGUUGAGUUGUUCCAAUUCCCGCCUGAUUGGCUGACUCCACCUUGACAUCAAAGACGGUCCCAUGAGUUAGCCGGCCCGUGCUGUUAACCUGGUCACGUCUGUACAAUAAUUGUGCCGUGACCUAAUUCUCGGGACGUGACGUGGCACCGAACAUGGCGAUCUCUUAUUGAUCCCACUGGUAUUACGGUCACAUGACCCGAGCGGAUAGACGGCCGAGCGGAUAGACGGGCCCCCAGUCUUUUGGGAUCAUCAAAGUUACACUCAAGUGGGCAAUUACCAUGGGAAGGCACGUAGUCGUAUGAAGCCUGAUUCCUGGCCGCCGGUUCUACUGGACUUGGUUACUGCUUCUUGCAAAUCACCCAUUUUGGUCAGCACCAGAAAUUGACUUUAGUCCAAGCGGCCGAAUUGAUUUAGGUGUUGGGGAGACACUCGUCCCACUCUAAUCCAUGGAUGAUACCAAUCGGGAUGAAAGGUGAGGCAAUAUUCCUCAAUACCAUGACACUCCCCAACCCUCCGGUUAGUUCAGAGACCUUGUAUAUUUUGUUGUACAUGAGUUCAUAUGGCCCUCCCCAAUCCUCCGGUUAGUUCAGAGACCUUGUAUAUUUUGUUGUACACGAGUUCAUAUUGCCCUCCCCAAUCCUCUGGUUAGUUCAGAGACCUUGUAUAUUUUGUUGUACAUGAGUUCAUAUGGCCCUCCCCAAUCCUCUGGUUAGUUCAGAGACCUUGUAUAUUUUGUUGUACAUGAGUUCAUAUGGCCCUCCCCAAUCCUCUGGUUAGUUCAGAGACCUUGUAUAUUUUGUUGUACAUGAGUUCAUAUGGCCCUCCCCAAUCCUCUGGUUAGUUCAGAGACCUUGUAUAUUUUGUUGUACAUGAGUUCAUAUGGCCCUCCCCAAUCCUCUGGUUAGUUCAGAGACCUUGUAUAUUUUGUUGUACAUGAGUUCAUAUGGCCCUCCCCAACCCUCCGGUUAGUUCAGAGACCUUGUAUAUUUUGUUGUACAUGAGUUCAUAUUGCCCUCCCCAAUCCUCUGGUUAGUUCAGAGACCUUGUAUAUUUUGUUGUACAUUAGUUCAUAUGGCCCUCCCCAAUCCUCUGGUUAGUUCAGAGACCUUGUAUAUUUUGUUGUACAUGAGUUCAUAUGGCCCUCCCCAACCCUCCGGUUAGUUCAGAGACCUUGUAUAUUUUGUUGUACAUGAGUUCAUAUUGCCCUCCCCAAUCCUCUGGUUAGUUCAGAGACCUUGUAUAUUUUGUUGUACAUUAGUUCAUAUGGCCCUCCCCAAUCCUCCGGUUAGUUCAGAGACCUUGUAUAUUUUGUUGUACAUUAGUUCAUAUGGCCCUCCCCAAUCCUCUGGUAAGUUCAAAUAGAUUGUAAAUGAGAUUCUUUAAAUUUUGCUGCACAUCUUGGUUUCUCUGUCUGAAUGAAUGUUGUCACCUGCGGAAGAGGUAGCUGCCCUUUUAAUGAUGAUGAAAACUUUAUAAUCCCAGCAAACACGAAAUGUAGAGCUCAGCAUUGCACCAAUUUUUAAAAAAAAUUUUUGGUUUAAAAUCGUGGCACGUUAUUUUUAUACGUUCCCUUCGUGACCCACUAACAUAUCGUGACCCACUAACAUAUCGUGACCCACUAACAUAAAACAGUUGUGAAAGUCCAUACAGUUUGUACAUGUUUCAAAAGAAUAACGUAUGCACUCAAACAAAAAUGUCAAGAAAUCUGGUACAUUUAUUCAUAGGACGACUUAUGACUUAUUAUGACUUAUUAUGACUUGUUAUGACUUAUUAUGACUUAUUAUGACUUGUUAUGACUUGUUAUGACUUAUUAUGACUUAUGACUUGUUAUGACUUAUUAUGACUUAUUAUGACUUGUUAUGACUUGUUAUGACUUAUUAUGACUUGUUAUGACUUGUUAUGACUUAUUAUGACUUAUUAUGACAUGUUAUGACUUAUUAUGACUUAUUAUGACUUGUUAUGACUUAUUAUGACUUGUUAUGACUUGUUAUGACUUGUUAUGACUUAUUAUGACUUGUUAUGACUUGUUAUGACUUAUUAUGACUUGUUAUGACUUGUUAUGACUUGUUAUGACUUGUUAUGACUUAUUAUGACUUGUUAUGACUUGUUAUGACUUGUUAUGACUUAUUAUGACUUGUUAUGACUUGUUAUGACUUAUUAUGACUUGUUAUGACUUGUUAUGACUUGUUAUGACUUAUUAUGACUUGUUAUGACUUGUUAUGACUUGUUAUGACUUGUUAUGACUUAUUAUGACUUGUUAUGAGUUGUUAUGACUUGUUAUGACUUGUUAUGACUUGUUAUGACUUGUUAUGACUUAUUAUGACUUAUUAUGACUUGUUAUGACUUGUUAUGACUUGUUAUGACUUGUUAUGACUUGUUAUGACUUAUUAUGACUUGUUAUGACUUAUUAUGACUUGUUAUGACUUAUUAUGACUUGUUAUCCUGUUGACUAGAAAAUUCAGUUUGGUAGAAAAACGUGUUACUUUUUUUGUUAGAUCGAAGUUGUAGCCUUUGUCCCUAUUGCCUCCCUUACCCAUCUGCAUUGCUUUUCUUUCAGAUAAUAAGAUGCCGGUCAUCUCAGUGUGAUUUUGUGUGUGUAAAGGGGGGGGGGGGUGAAGCAGAAAUCGAUUGCGCCAAGGCUCCCCAACAAAAUUGGGGGGGGGGUAGUGGGGGGGGGCCUCAGUGAGCCCCUCUCCAGAAUUUAAAAUAGAAUCCAAAAUGCCGGGCUGCAAUUACCUUACCCAUCUGCAUUGCUUUUCUUUCAGAUAAUAAGAUGCCGGUCAUCUCAGUGUGAUUUUGUGUGUGUAAAGGGGGGGGGGUGAAGCAGAAAUCGAUUGCGCCAAGGCUCCCCAACAAAAUUGGGGAGGGAGUAGUGGGGAGAGGCCUCAGUGAGCCCCUCUCCAGAAUUUAAAAUAGAAUCCAAAAUGCCGGGCUGCAAUUUGCUGCACGACCAAAUUAAGUCUUUCAUCGUUUUACACUAAUUCGGAAGAUAAAAGAAGAGAUGCUAAUUUAAAUGUAAAUGUUUAUACAAAUCCUUAAUUUUUUUAACAUUGUUAUUAAAUAAUAAUGUUGUUUUAAAACUUUUAUUUAAGAUAUGAGAUACUAAUUUGAAUUGGUUAAACAAUUUCGCCGUCACAUAACAUCUCGUCCCGUUGCCCCUCAGCCUUAUUUGUGGCACCAAUAGCUUUCACAUUCUCAAAUGUGGAUGGAACUCGGCAGUAAUCCAACAGCGUAACUUCGGGCCACUUGACUGUUCGCCCGUGCAUCCCUGGACAAAUACGGGAAAAGAACAAACCACCGUCGAGCGUCCAGCUGUUGCUCAACAGAGGUGCCCCCCAUCUUCCUGUUUCCUUGCAGGGGGAAAUAUCCUAACGAAAACACUCAUCACCUUUUACACCUCAAACCACUGUCCUCUUCUUGUUUGCUUUGACCUAUUCAAAUAAGAAAAUAGCUCAGCUCCGACCUCGCCCUUCAGCCUUUAACCUGGCGUGCUCUAACAAUGUCAUCCUAAUCUAGCGCCACGCUCCGACAUCGCUCUUUAACCGUACCGUCUAACCUGGCGUGCUCUAACAAUGUCAUCUUAAUCUAGCGCCACGCUCCGACAUCGCUCUUUAACCGUACCCUCUAACCUGGCGUGCUCUAACAAUGUCAUCCUAAUCUAGCGCCACGCUCCGACAUCGCUCUUUAACCGUACCCUCUAACCUGGCGUGCUCUAACAAUGUCAUCUUAAUCUAGCGCCACGCUCCGACAUCGCUCUUUAACCGUACCGUCUAACCUGGCGUGCUCUAACAAUGUCAUCUUAAUCUAGCGUCACGCUCCGACCUCGCCCUUCAACCUUACCCUCUGACCAGGCGUGCUCUAACAAUGUCAUCUCAAUCUAGCCGCCUCUCCCCCAAUUAACACAAAAGAAAACAAUGCACUCCAUAUCACUUUCUUUCAGCUUUGAAUGGGAGUGUAUGCGGGCUGAGGCGGGUAAAACAUUAGUUUAGGGCUCAUUAUCAGCGAAGUAUACGACAGCAAAACAUUAGUCUCGCAUGGACUUAUUUAACGUUACAAUUUUGCUCUUUUCCUUUGCAGUUUUGUAAGUGGAAAAAAUAACCCAGCCCUUAAACAAACAUCUAGCUAAUUUAAAAAUAAUAAAAAUGAUAAUUCGUGACCCUUUAUUUUUACUUUUGUGGCCUGGUACAAGUUUCGCGACCAUUCUACUAAACACAUCCAGUAUGAUACACAUUUGACCAAUACAUACAUAUUUGACUAAAUACAUACACAUUUGACCAAAUACAUACACAUUUGUCUAAAUACAUACACAUUUGACCAAAUACAUACACAUUUGACUAAAUACAUACAUAUUUGACCAAAUACAUACACAUUUGACUAAAUACAUACACAUUUGACUAAAUACAUACAUAUUUGACUAAAUACAUACACAUUUGACUAAAUACAAACACAUUCUACUAAAUACAUACAUAUUUGACUAAAUACAUACACAUUUGACUAAAUACAUACAUAUUUGACUAAAUACAUACACAUUUGACUAAAUACAUACACAUUUGACUAAAUACAUACAUAUUUGACCAAAUACAUACACAUUUGACUAAAUACAUACACAUUUGACUAAAUACAUACAUAUUUGACCAAAUACAUACACAUUUGACUAAAUACAUACACAUUUGACUAAAUACAUACACAUUUGACUAAAUACAUACACAUUUGACCAAAUACAUACAUAUUUGACUAAAUACAUACACAUUUGACUAAAUACAUACAUAUUUGACUAAAUACAUACACAUUUGACUAAAUACAUACAUAUUUGACUAAAUACAUACACAUUUGACUAAAUACAUACAUAUUUGACUAAAUACAUACACAUUUGACUAAAUACAUACAUAUUUGACUAAAUACAUACACAUUUGACUAAAUACAUACACAUUUGACCAAAUACAUACAUAUUUGACCAAAUACAAACACAUUCUACUAAAUACAUACACAUUUGACUAAAUACAUACACAUUUGACUAAAUACAUACAUAUUUGACCAAAUACAUACACAUUUGACUAAAUACAUACACAUUUGACUAAAUACAUACAUAUUUGACUAAAUACAUACACAUUUGACCAAAUACAUACAUAUUUGACUAAAUACAUACACAUUUGACUAAAUACAUACAUAUUUGACUAAAUACAUACACAUUUGACUAAAUACAUACAUAUUUGACUAAAUACAUACACAUUUGACCAAAUACAUACAUAUUUGACCAAAUACAAACACAUUCUACUAAAUACAUACAUAUUUGACCAAAUACAUACACAUUUGACUAAAUACAUACAUAUUUGACUAAAUACAUACACAUUUGACUAAAUACAUACAUAUUUGACUAAAUACAUACACAUUUGACUAAAUACAUACAUAUUUGACUAAAUACAUACACAUUUGACCAAAUACAUACACAUUAGACCAAAUACAUACACAUUUGACUAAAUACAUACACAUUUGACCAAAUACAUACAUAUUUGACUAAAUACAUACACAUUUGACUAAAUACAAACACAUUCUACUAAAUACAUACAUAUUUGACUAAAUACAUACACAUUUGACUAAAUACAUACACAUUUGACUAAAUACAUACACAUUUGACUAAAUACAUACACAUUUGACCAAAUACAUACACAUUUGACCAAAUACAUACACAUUUGACUAAAUACAUACACAUUUGACUAAAUACAAACACAUUCUACUAAAUACCUACAGAUUUGACUAAAUACAUACACAUUUGACUAAAUACAUACACAUUCUACUAAAUACAUACAUAUUUGACCAAAUACAUACACAUUUGACUAAAUACAAACACAUUCUACCAAAUACAUACAUAUUUGACUAAAUACAUACUCAUUUGACUAAAUACAUACACAUUCUACUAAAUACAUACACAUUUGACCAAAUACAUACACAUUUGACCAAAUACAUACACAUUUGACUAAAUACAUACACAUUUGACUAAAUACAAACACAUUCUACUAAAUACCUACAGAUUUGACUAAAUACAUACACAUUUCACUAAAUACAUACACAUUCUACUAAAUACAUACACAUUCUACUAAAUACAAACACCAUCUACUAAAUAAAUACACAUUCUACUAAAUACCUACCGGUACACAUUCUACUAAAUACAUAUACAUUCUACUAAAUACAUACAGGUACACAUUCUACUAAAUACAUUUACAUUCUACUAAAUACAUAUACAUUCUACUAAAUACAUAUACAUUCUACUAAAUACAUAUACAUUCUACUAAAUACAUAUACAUUCUACUAAAUACAUAUACAUUCUACUAAAUACAUAUACAUUCUACUAAAUACAUAUACAUUCUACUAAAUACAUACACAUUCGACUAAACAUUCCCCUGACAAAAUUCCUCUCAUUAAAGAAAUAGAGCUACAUAAGUACUCUCCAAAUCAGUGUGCAAUGUUACAUCAAAGGCUCUAAUAGUAAUUCUACAUUUACAUAAAACGUACAAAAAAAAACAACAAAAAAAACCAAAAAACAAACAAACAACCUUUUUGGAAUGUUAAGAUGUUAUGUGUGUGUGGGAGGCAGCCCAUUGGGUGUUUGGAGACAGGUUGUCUGAUCUGUACAAAAUAGGACCUGUUCUCAGUCUAUUACGUUAAAACUUUUGCUGUGAACGUUGUCAUCAAGUUAAAAUGCUUCUGCUGAAUUUAUUUUACAAUUCAAUGUAUCAUCAUUUUUGUGUGUGGCGAGAAGAAUUUUAGUGGAAUUUUGUUUUUGGCCAAGUACAAGCCUUGACGUUCCCUGUGUUUGACAUGUCUAAUGGUUGGACUUGUUGGUGAAUAAUGCAUUUAAUGACUGCUUUUUUCAAUGUUGUCCAGGGAGUAUUACUGGGCCAACUAUGCCACUGGCUUGGGCGCAUCACUUCAUGAACUAGGGCAUACAUUUGACUUGGCUCAUACUCCUUCAGGAAUUAUGGCCCGAGGUUUUGAUGAUCUCCACAAGGUAGGGGGAUAUGGGGGUGGGGGCUUCCAGGGUCUUUUCAGUCAUCUUACCUUGCACUGUGUCAAAUAAUCCUUUUUUGUUAAAACUAUUUGACUUAGACAAUUAGUUUUGAUGAAAUAUUUGACUUGGACAAUUAUUUGUAAUGAACAUUAGACUUGGACAAUUAUUUGUAAUGAACUAUUAGACUUGGACAAUUAUUUGUAAUGAACUAUUUGACUUAGUCAAUUACUUUUGAUGAACUAUUUGACAGACAUUUAUUUGUGAUGCACUAUUUGACUUAGACAAUAAUUUGUGGUGAACUAUUUGACUUAGACACGUAGUUGUGGUGAACUAUUAGACUUAGACAAUUAUUUUUGAUGAACUAUUUGACUUAGACAAUUAGUAGUGAUAAACUAUUUGACUUAGAUAAUUAUUUAUGGUUCCUAUAUUGUAAAGGUCAGUACAGAUUUAAACUAUGAUGUAGAUCUGUGCUUCUCAAAUUACGUUACAGGUGUUUAGGAAAGCUCUGAAAAGAUAUUCAACUAAGAAAUUGUAGAACUGGCUUUGAUCGAUUAGAAGAUUGAUGUUUAAAAGUAGCAUAUAAUUAGAAAAAAUCUGAUUAGGAAGUAAGUCUAAUCAGGUUUGAAUGUCUCUCCAUAGGUGUUCACCGUCCAACGGAAGCGUAAAGGUCGCCACCAGCAUAGGUCGGACCGACAUCGUCAGCGCUACAACAGUGGUGGCAGCAGCAACUCUGAAGUUUCCCGGACACCGUCCACUAGCAGCAUUGAUGACUCAUCUUCUUUAGGUAGCAAUAUUCCAUAGCAAUGGGUGGACUGGUAUUCACAAUAAGCAGCAUUCAAUAUCACAGUAGCAAUCUGGAUGUUAAAAAAAAAACUUCUUCAGGUUUUUGCCUAACCCUGUGUGUAUUUCUUAUUGCUACCCGAAUGCAGUCCUCCACAUAUUACAUCACAAACUCUGGCUAGACAUAUGUAUAUUUAAAAAAAAAAAAAUCUCUGUCCUUAUUGAUUUGAGCUGAGAUGUUGUUUUUUGAUCUAGCAGGCAGUAGCUGUGAUGGACAUGGUGCUAGUGUAGGUGCUGUGGCCAUCAGUCCCCAGAGUGCUGCCUUGAAGAGGCAGACGGAUAUAUGUUAUGGCAGCCCUAACAAACAGGUACGUGCGAUAAAUGUAAAUAGACUGCUCAUACCACUAAUAUUCCAUGUCAUCAGAUGUGUACAUGUGUAUACACUAAAUGUAAAUAUACUUUUUUAUACCACUGAUAUUCCAUGUCAUAAGAUGUGUAUGUGUGUAUGAAUUAAGUGUAAAUAUACUCUCAUACCACUAAUAUUCCAUGUCAUCAGAUGUGUACGUGUGUAUACACUAAAUGUAAAUAUACUUUCUCAUACCACUAAUAUUCCAUGUCAUCAGAUAUGUACAUGUGCAUACACUAAAUGUAAAUAUACUUUCUUAUACCACUGAUAUCCAUGUCAUAAGAUGUGUACAUGUGUAUACACUAAAUGUAAAUAUACUUUCUUAUACCACUGAUAUUCCACGUCAUAAGAUGUGUAUGUGUGUAUACACUAAAUGUUAAUAUACUCUGUCAUACCGCAAAAAUUCCAUGUCAUUAGAUGUGUAUGUGUGUAUAAAAUAUAUGUUUAUAUACUCUAUUAUACCGCUAAUAUUCCAUGUCAUUAGAUGUGUACAUGUGUAUACUGUACAGGUUGAUAGUCUUGAUGAUCUAUAACUUCUCAGCAAAUGUCUUAGAGAUAAAAUCACCUUGUUAAAUCUUAAACAUAAAUGAUAGCAAAUAUUUCUGAAUAUUUAUUUUAUACUAGAGAGACUAUGGGGUCUAUCUUUUAAAAGUACCGGUAUCACACAAGCAAGCAUAGUGUUAAAUGAAACAUUUAAAACUAUGAGAAAGAUAUUUUCUCAGUUGGUAAAUAUUUGUACAUUUCUUAAAGUUGCAUUUCUUAUUUUCCUAUGACUUUGUUGUAAGAUUGACGGAGUGUCUGUACAGCCGUUGUGCUGAGUUUGUUGUAAGGUUGACGGAGUGUCUAUACAGCGGUUGUGCUGCUAUAAAAACUCUUGUAGCUCAACCGGUGUUUGUUCUAUAACAUAGAAUUCUAAUCACAGCCUGGUGUCUUGCAGAUCCUGGCCAGUAGUGAGAGAGUCUACAUCGCCCCACCUCCACUUGUGGUCAGUGUAGAGCCAGGCUUCAAGCAAUGGUCUGCACCGACCACCAUGACAUUCUCUGUGAAAAACUAUGACGGCAGCGAGACUCGACAAACUAUCCUUGAAGGGGAGACAGUGGUAGCCAAGGAUUUGACCAGUAAGAGCUCAAUAGGUAAGGGUCUAGGAUGAAUGAGGACAGUGGCAUACCCAGGGCGUAGAACAUGGCAGGGAACACACAGGAUGUACCAGAGGCAGGAAACAUGAUAUAGCUGGGGCAGAGAACAUGGUACAGACCUGUUUACUCUUACCAUUUUGGAGUAAAAUGUACGAUUUUGAGAUGUCUUUUACGACUAUACGCUGAGACCUUACGGCAAAAGUUGGGCACUUUUUUAUCUUCAAUAUUGCACUGUAGGUAAAUAUAUAGUCAGUCAUCUAAUGUGAGGAGUGCCAUUUCUUUGACAUGGGAUGCACUGUGUCUUUGUUUAUUUACUUUCUCAAUACAGUGUUGUUUGAUUUUUGAGAUGACAAAUUACUAUUCUGACACUAUUUGGGGGUUCCAGUGUAACCAGGUCAGCAGAAUGCUCUGAUUGCAACCUAAUAAGGGGACAAAAAGGUAUACCUGGGGCCAAGGCACAUGGUAUACCUGAUGAUAGGGAACAUCAUUAAGCUGGUUCAGGAAACAUGAUAUACCUGGGAAAAUGAACAUGGUUUAACUGUGGGCAGGGAACAUGGCAUGAGGCAGGGAAUAUGGUAUACCUGAGGGGUAAGGUACAUGGUAUAGCUGGGGGCUGGACAUUUUUUUAUCUGGGGCAGGGAACAUGGUAUAGCUGUAGGCAGGGAACAUGGUUUAGCUGGUGGCAGGGAACAUUAUUUAUCUGAGAGCAGGGCUAAGAAAUAAAAACUUAGAUAAUUAUGUGGGUCAUGGUUUAUAUAUUCUGUGGAACAAUUCAUUCCCAUGUCGGAUAACAGAUUAUAUUAUCCAUCAAUAAGACAUUGGAUAGUAGGAUAAUGCAUUGAAGUUCAGCUGUUGCAUUAAAUGGAUUAAAUUGUCCGUACUCUGCGUUGGAUAUCUUUAAAGAGUGUCUAAGAUACUUCCACUAAAUGUUAACACUAUCCGUAUCUCCUUCCAGAUCGCAGACCAUCAUCCGUGUCAUUAGCCUCAAUAGGAUCAUCUUCAUCCUUGUCACCAACCUCGCCAGGACCCUCCACCCUCCCAAACUCCCCCGAAGACCCACCUUCCUCCUCCGAUUUGACUAUCACGUCAGAAGUCAGUUUUGUUGACUCAGGUGCUCACUGGUACAGAUCAUCGGCAGUUGUACUGCGUUUUCACAAGUAAGUCUUAUAUAUAUCUCAGCAGUUGUACUGUGCUGUCACAAGUGUUUCAGCCUUGUCUAUACCUAGGAUUAAUGCAUAUAAUAUCUAUUGAUUUUAUAGUGCUCUAUGCAGAAUAAAAUGGCUUCACCGAGUUAACCUACUAAGGCAUGCAUUCACUGAUUAUGAUAAUAAGAACUAGCAGAUUGCAUACCAACACACAACAUAACAUCUCAUUCAGUUUGGUUUGUCACACAACACUGCAAAUGUCUCUGUCAAUGUUAAUGUUCAGCUCAUUUAACUUGUGUCAAGGGAGUAGACGAGACUUAAGAACUUUUUGGGAAACUAUUUCUGUUCACAGGUGGUUUAACAGACAAGAUCCCAACGACCCCAGAAAAAUCCCUACAUUACAAGGGUGAGUAGAAAGUUCAUCAUCUCUCAGUUACUGAAAAGCUUUGUAAUAGGGAUUUUAAAUCUCUGUAAUUUGCCUUCAGCAUUUAGCUAUUAUGACAGCAUGGCAGCCUGGCAUAUGUCUAACAUUGAAACUACUCAAGAAUUCAUUAAAAUAACAUUUUAUCUUUUUUCUUACUGUUUUCUGUGAGUCCACAUUACCUUGCCCAGCACUCCUUGAAUAACUUGCAUAGUACAUCCUGAAAACCUUGCAAGUACUCCUUGAAACCCUUGCCAAGUACUCACUGAAAACUUUUCAAGUACUCACUGAAAAACUUUCCAGACACUCCCUGAAAACCUUACCAAGUACUCUCUGAAAACCUUACCAUGUACUCCCUGAAAACCUUACCAAGUACUCUCUAAAAACCUUACCAAGUACUCUCUGAAAACCUUACCAAGUACUCUCUGAAAACCUUACCAAGUACUCCCUGAAAACCUUACCAAGUACUCUCUGAAAACCUUACCAAGUACUCUCUGAAAGCCUUAACAAGUACUCUGAAAACCUUACCAAGCACUCUCUGAAAACCUUACCAAGUACUCCCUGAUAACCUUACCAAGUACUCUCUGAUGAAAACCUUACGCGAAUUCUCCUUUCAAAGACUCUUUAAAUCUUCAAUCACUGUUUCCAGAGCUCUCAUCAAAAGUCCAUCUGGACUUCGCAUCAUUGAGCUGCGUACUGACCCUGAGGGCUCCAUAUUUCAUCACUGGGAGUUUUUGAACCCCGCACCCCCCACAGAAUUUGUAUUGCGAAGGUCAAAGGUAACCAACAUGUCACCAGAGAUCAGCACCGUCACCAUUAUGGCAGAGGACAGUUAUGGUAACAUCAUGAAGAAGAGGUUCAAGGUUGAGGAUUUUGCCUGAGUUCAUUAACUUGUCUCAAUGUCUUACAUCAAAUUCAUUCUGCUAGAAAAUGUAAUAUUGUAUAUUAGCAGCUACAAGCAUUGGUGUCAAUAGUAUGUAUAUUGCUGGUGUUUAUGUAUAUAUGUAUAUGAAAAAAACGGUUGUUUUCAAACCUAUGCGUAUACAAAGUGAUUUUUAAAUUUGUUUGGAUAAAAUGCAUGUUUGCCUCUUAGAGGGGAAAUUCAGCUGAGAAGUCCCAGUCUACGAAUCUGGGUUUAGACUCAAGCAUCAUUGAUGUGCAUAGAACAAAUACUAGAUCUGACAACAUGCUCCAUCUGGUUUUUGUCUUCUAGGCAGAGUCCAGUCCUGUGUCAUGUCAAAUGUUGGGUUAAGUUUUCCGUGACUGUCCAUCAGAUGGCAGCACCAGUCAAAUGUCUGCAGUGUUUCUUUGAUUAGCACCUAACCCCCCCCCCCCCCCCCCCCACCCAACACACACCCACACAAACACACAACAUACACAGUUUAACAAUGGCAAUCUCUGUGUGCAGAAUCUUUGCGCUUAAAUGCACACGUUCAUAUGCUGAUCUACACCUUAAAAAAAUGGGCUGAGCCUGGUGCAGUUUUUGUACACCUGGCCCUGGUCCGAGUAUUUUUAGAAAAUACACUCACAUAGUGUUACAAAAAAAAAGAAAAAAAGUUAUCUUGUGAUUUUCUAUAAAUAGAAUGUUUUCCACCCAAUGGGGGAGAAUUGAAAAGUGCAUGACAAAGGAAUCAAAGUUAAAGACUUCAAUACACUAAUAGCUUAAUACUAUAAUCCUAACCCAGAGGCGUACCACACCAGAAUUAUACAUUGAAAUUGACCAACAGGUGUUGAGAAAAGGGGGGGGGGGCAGAGUUUUUU